CUUGGCAACGCACGCAGCAGUGCUUGUGGCAGCAGCCGCCAUAGGGAGGCCAAGCGUGGAGGCGGCACCGGGCUCGGAGCUGGCCAGGGUCCCCUCGCCUAUGGAGCACGCAGCCACCACAGGCCCCAGGCCUGGACCUCCCCCUCGGCGGGUGGACAACGUUGUGCUACGAGCCAAGGACUGGCUGCCAGGAGCUCCUGGGGGCACCACAGCGUGGGCCACCAGCCUGGAAGCAGAGGUCCCACCAGAUCUGGUGCUCAGUGAGGAGCAGCAGCUGCAGAUCUCCAAGGAGCUGGUCGACAUUCAGAUCACAACCCACCGCCUACAGGAGCGGCAUGAGGCUGAAAUCUUUCAGCUGAAGAGUGAGAUCCUUCGACUGGAGCGCCGGGUGCUGGAGCUGGAGCUGCAUGGAGAUCACACCAGCCAGGGCUGUGCGGUCCCAGUGGAGGCUGACCCCAGGCACCGCCGGGCACCAGCCCAAGAGCUAAGACACAAAGCCCAGGUGCCUGGACCCUGUGAUGACUGCAGACUCCAGGUGCAGCCUCAGAACGCCAUGAACCCCGAGAAUGAGCAGCAGAGGCUGGGGAAUGGCGUGAGUAAACAAGUGAAGUGGGCGCUGGAGCGUCAGGAGGCCCGGCAGCAGGCACUGGAGACUCGUGUGGAAGCCCUGGGCCGGCAGCUGCAGGGAGCCCGAGAGGAGGCCAGAGCAGCUGGACAGCAACUGGCCACACAGGCUGUGGUGCUGUGCAGCUGCCGAGGCCCGCUCCGCCAGGCAGAGGCCGAGAACGCCCGGCUGCAGCUGCAGCUCAAGAAGCUGAAGGAUGAGUACGUCCUGCGGCUGCAGCACUGCGCUCGGGAGGCGGUGGAGCACGCAGACAGUGCAGGCCAGGCGCCAGCCACCACGGCCCUCCGGACAUUCCUGGAGGCCACUCUGGAGGACAUCCGGGCAGCUCACCGAAGCCGUGAGCAGCAGCUGGCCCGGGCUGCCCGCACCUACCACAAGCGGCUGGUGGAUCUGAGCCGCAGGCAUGAGGAGCUGUUGGCUGCCUACAGGGCAUCUGGGAACCCCCAAGCUAUUUUUGACGCAGCCAGCUUGGACCUGGAACCACUGCCCGUGCCCCUGGUCAGCCAUCAGGAGGACCAGCACGGCGGGCCUGAGGCACUGCUCUCAUCCCCACAGAAGGGACCCGGUGGAGCCUCCCAGGGGGGAACAUCAGAGCCACAGGGCCUGGACGCUGCGUCCUGGGCCCAGAUCCACCAGAAGCUCCGGGACUUCUCCCGCAGCACCCAGAGCUGGAACGGGAGCGGGCACAGCUGCUGGUCCGGGCCACGAUGGCUGAAGAGCAACUUUCUGAGCUACAGGAGUACGUGGACCAGCACCUGGGCAGGUACAAGCAAGAAAUCCUGAGGCUGAGGAAGCUGGCAGGUUCAGGGAACCCCUGGAAAGUGCGGGCUGUGCCUCCAGCCAAGAUCCAGCAUCCAAGGACUGGCAGCCACUAGCCCGUCUCCCAGGACCAGAGCAGAGCCCAUCACAGCCAGCAUGGAGCCCUCCCACCCCGUCUCCCACGAAACAUGAGUCGGGAUACAACCCA
Mandrillus leucophaeus (drill) is the source of this 1592-nucleotide messenger RNA. It is a transcript of the gene CCDC78, whose product is annotated as coiled-coil domain containing 78. The transcript has 14 exons. The coding region runs from base 101 to 1408 and encodes 435 amino acids. Gene Ontology annotation, cellular component: cytoplasm. The record is from RefSeq and is a predicted model, not a curated record. NCBI's taxonomy places the organism in Eukaryota, Metazoa, Chordata, Mammalia, Primates, Cercopithecidae.